GAUACCGAGACAUUGUUAUAUAAGGCAGACGUAUUUAAAAGUCGAAAUAGAGAGGCUAAGAAUUCUCGUUGUUCUAAGAUUGUCCAAUUGACUACGCCGUAGGGACCUGUUUCUAAACUGGAGAGUGAUUGGCUGGAUAUUUGCUGGGUGCAGAGUGUCUUCACUGAGAGCUGCUUUCCGCUUCGCCGAUUGGAAAAUGGCCUCUCACAGAUUGGUACUGGUAUUGGGAGACCUUCACAUUCCUCACCGUUGUAAUACAUUGCCAGCCAAGUUCAAGAAGCUAUUGGUACCUGGUAAGAUCCAGCAUAUCUUGUGUACAGGCAAUCUUUGCACUAAAGAAAGUUAUGAUUACCUCAAAACUCUGGCUGGAGAUGUUCACAUUGUCAGAGGAGACUUCGAUGAGAAUCUGAAUUACCCAGAGCAGAAAGUGGUAACAGUGGGGCAAUUCAAGAUUGGUUUGAUCCAUGGUCACCAAGUAAUUCCUUGGGGUGAUAUGGCCAGCCUUGCUCUGCUGCAACGACAACUGGAUGUAGAUAUCCUAAUUUCUGGUCACACACAUAAGUUUGAAGCCUUUGAGCAGGAGAGCAAGUUCUAUAUCAACCCAGGCUCAGCCACAGGUGCAUGUAAUGCACUGGAAGGUAAUAUCAUACCUUCAUUCGUAUUGAUGGACAUUCAAGCAUCCACCGUAGUCACUUAUGUUUAUCAGCUGAUUUCUGAUGAUGUAAAAGUAGAACGAAUUGAAUACAAAAAAUCCUAAAUUUGGUUUUGCUGCUUUUUUUUUUUUUACAGUGUCAUUCCUUUUCCUUUUCUGUCAUUUUUUUUCUCUUUUGAACCUUGAUCACAUUAACAAAUCUUUACAUGUAUUAUAUUGUGAAUUGUAAGUUUUAGUUCAACCUAGUACCAGUUGUUAACUAUUCCAGCAAUAUGAAAGGAACCUUAUUGCACGCACUGAUGUAUGGUUAGUUUUAGAUCCUUGCUGAAACGGGUGCUAUAUUCUUGAAUUACGGAGGGUUUUCAGUCCUGUAAAUAUUUCCUUUCAGUGCUUACAGUAAUGGAUCAGUGCUUACAGUAAUGGAGUAGUGUAUCAUGUAAUAUGCAUGAAAUCUUCAAAGGUUUUUGUUUCUGCCUUUGUUUGAAGCAUCACUGUUUCAUGUAAAAUGUUUAACUUACUUUCCAUAAACUCUAAUAAAUGUUAUUUCAAGUGCUUAA
This is a messenger RNA of Chiloscyllium plagiosum (whitespotted bambooshark), 1209 nucleotides long. NCBI's taxonomy places the organism in Eukaryota, Metazoa, Chordata, Chondrichthyes, Orectolobiformes, Hemiscylliidae. The record is from RefSeq and is a predicted model, not a curated record.